This is a messenger RNA of Coturnix japonica (Japanese quail), 5700 nucleotides long. RefSeq names its product SH3 domain binding protein 4 (gene SH3BP4). The record is from RefSeq and is a predicted model, not a curated record. Lineage: Eukaryota; Metazoa; Chordata; Aves; Galliformes; Phasianidae. Gene Ontology annotation, molecular function: protein binding. Gene Ontology annotation, cellular component: cytoplasm.
UUUGUGUACCUCUCUUUGGUGCAAACCUGAAAGAGCAAAGUGGGGUUGAGGAUCUGUGCUGCAGCCUUGACUUCAGCUAGCAGAGAGGCUGCAGGCUUGCUUGCUUAUGUGCUCCUGGCCUUCCCGGCCACUCUCCAAGCUCCAGUGCAACUCAGUGACACCAGAGGAGCUAUUUACCAGCGCUUGCAUCAGCCACUGUGCUUGUGGUCAAAGAGCAAGCAGGGUAGAGGAUGGCAGUGUGAAGCCAGGUAGUGGAAGAGAAUGUGCACCGGUGCUAUGGCAGAAGAAGAGGUUUGCAUCUGCAGGUGAUGUGCCACCAGGCUGUGUCUCCGGAUGGCUCUUUUGGUGAGGAGAAAGGCUGAAGGUGGGCUCCCCAGGGUGCUGUGGUAUCAACAGGGUCCGUGGAGGAGCCAUGACCACCUAGCAGUGCCCAGGCUCUCUGCGAGCUCAAGAUGGCAGCACAGAGGAUCCGGGCAGCCAACUCCAGCGGCCUGCUGCGCUGCAAGUCGGAGGGGACCCUCAUCGACCUCAGCGAGGGCUUCUCAGAGAGCAGCCUGUGCGAUGUCAAAGUGCCUUCUCCUAGUGCCUUGCUGGUUGACAAUCCCACAUCCUUUGGAAAUGCAAAGGAAGUAAUAGCAAUCAAAGAUUACUGUCCAACUAAUUUCACCACUUUGAAGUUCUCUAAGGGGGACCAUCUUUAUGUCUUAGACACGUCAGGAGGUGAGUGGUGGUAUGCUCACAACACCACAGAGAUGGGUUACAUCCCUUCCUCCUAUGUCCAGCCUGUAAACUACCGCAACUCUUCCUUAACGGACAGCGGGAUGAUAGACAAUCUACUGGAGAGCCCUGAUGAGGGGGUCAGGGAGCUUGACCUGCUUGGAGAAUGGACUGAUGUGAAAAGAAACUCUGUGAAAGCUCACAAUAAUAACCCUUUCUUGAAUGGUGUCCAGACAAACCCAUUUUUGAAUGGGAAUUUGCAGACAUUGACCGGCUCAGACAGAGAGCCCAACUCCAAAGCAUCUGUUGACUUGCUGCUCUUUGACACGGGGCCUCCUGCUUCAACAGUUUCUAGCUCAGCCGCCAAUAGCAGCACGGGUAACAUUUUUGAUGAAUUUCCAUCCACAAACAGGCUGGACCUGGAAGAGCCCGUGAAAAGGGACAAUCCCUUCUUCAGGAGCAAACGCUCUUACAGCUUGUCUGAGCUGUCUGUUCUGCAAGCAAAGUCGGACACUCCGGCGCAGUCGGGUUUUUUCAGUGGUUUAAAAUCUCCCACUCCUGAGCAAUUCCAGAGCAGGGAAGAUUUUAGGACCGCAUGGUUGAACCAUAGGAAGUUGGCCCGUUCAUGCCAUGACUUGGAUUUGCUUGGUCAAAAUCCUGGCUGGGGUCAGACACAACCUGUGGAGACCAACAUUGUCUGCAAACUGGAUAGCUCUGGUGGAGCUGUUCAGCUUCCAGACACCAACAUCAGCAUCCACGUGCCAGAGGGUCACGUGUGCCCUGGGGAAACGCAGCAGAUCUCCAUGAAAGCUAUGCUAGAUCCGCCACUGGAGCUCAACAGUGACAAAUGCAGCACCAUCAGCCCAGUCCUGCAGAUCAAACUCAGCAACAUGGAGGUGAAAACGUUCAUCAUUCUGGAGAUGAAGGUAUCUGCAGAGGUCAAGAAUGACAUCAUGAGCAAGAGUUUGGUAGGACUACAGUGCCUACGGAGCGACAUGAAGGAGGGGCCGUACACACCAAUGCAGCUGAGCUAUUCGUAUGGGGACACGAUACAGGUGCAGCUGGAGAACCUAGAGCCUUGCAUGUACAUAGCUGCUGUAGCUCAAGGGCAGAACAUCCUCUAUCCUUACACUGUUUGGGAUUACAUCAGCAAGAAGAUCACAGUUGGUGUCUACGGCCCAAAACAUAUUCACCCUUCCUUUAAAACAGUCGUGGCCGUGUUUGGGCAUGAAUGUGCACCCAAGACUCUCCUAGUGAACGAGGUCACGAGGCAGUCACACAACCCUGCUCCAGUUGCCCUUCAGCUCUGGGGAAAGCACCAGUUUACUUUGUCCCGGCCUCAAGACCUCAAGCUCUGCAUGUUCUCCAACAUGACCAACUACGAGGUGAAAGCUAGUGAGCAAGCCAAAAUUGUGCGAGGCUUCCAGAUGAAGCUGGGCAAGGUCAGUCGCCUUAUCUUCCCCAUUGCAUCCCACGAUCCCAACGAGCUCUCAGAUUUCACUCUAAGGAUACAGGUUAAGGAUGACAAGGAUGCCAUUUUGACCCAGUUCUGUGUCCAGACGCCACAACCGCCUCCUAAAAGUGCCAUCAAACCAACAGGGCAGAGGCGGUUCCUCAAGAAGAACGAGGUUGGAAAGAUCAUCCUUUCACCUCUGGCUGCCACUGCCAAGUAUCCGGUUUUUCAGGACCGGCCGGUGUUGAGCUUGAAGUAUGGCAAACUGCUGAAAACGGUGGUGAGGCAAAGCAAGAAUCACUAUUUGCUGGAGUACAAGAAAGGAGAUGUCAUAGCCCUCCUCAGUGAGGAGAAGAUCAGGUUGAAGGGACAGCUGUGGACAAAGGAGUGGUAUAUUGGCUACUACCAGGGCAAAAUAGGCCUUGUGCACACCAAAAAUGUGCUGGUGGUUGGAAAGGUCAAACCCAGCUAUUUCUCUGGGCCUGAUCUCACCACCAGCCUGUUGCUCGAGCAAAUCCUCAGACCCUGCAAAUUCCUAACCUACAUCUAUGCCUCCGUGAGGACUCUUCUCAUGGAGAACCUCAGCAGUUGGAGGUCCUUUGCCGAUGCGUUGGGGUAUUUGAACUUACCGCUCACGUUUUUCUGCCGAUCAGAGUUGGACAGCGAGCCGGAGCGAGUGGCCUCUGUGUUGGAAAAGCUGAAGGAAGAUUGCAACAACACAGAGAACAAGGACAGGAAAUCUUUUCAGAAGGAGUUGAUGAUGGCCUUGCUGAAGAUGGACUGCCAGGGGCUGGUGGUCAGACUCAUCCAGGACUUUGUGUUGCUCACUACGGCCGUGGAGGUGGCCCAGCGCUGGAGGGAGCUCGCUGAGAAGCUGGCCAAGGUCUCCAAGCAGCAGAUGGAUGCCUACGAGGCCCCGCACCGUGACAAGAGCGGGGUGGUGGACAGUGAGGCCAUGUGGAAGCCCGCAUAUGACUUCCUCCUCACCUGGAGCAGCCAAAUGGGCGACAGCUACCGGGAUGUGAUUCAGGAGCUGCACACAGGGCUGGAUAAGAUGAAGAGCCCCAUCACCAAGCGCUGGAAGCAUCUCACUGGCACCCUCAUCCUCGUUAACUCCUUGGACAUGCUCCGGGCAGCUGCCUUCAGCCCUCAGGACCACGAGGAUUUUGCCAUCUAGUGCAGCUCCCUGCAGUGACAUUUUCACCCACGUCUCAUUUGUUGGUGGUGUCCGUCUUUUUCUGUGUUUAUUUUUUCCCCUUUUUCUCUAUAACAGUUGAUUAUAAAAAGAAGAAGAGGAGGUUGCUCUCCCCAGGUUUAAAGAGGCCAAAGUUUGCAAGUUCUCAGCAGGACUGGAAAUGAGCAGGAGACAACCCUCCUCUGGGUGGGAAGGCAUCCAGGAGGGAUGUGGCUUUUCAUAUGGAACUGAUACCAGUUCAACUAUUUCUUACUCAGACACUUAAAAAGGACCUGGGGGGGUGGGGGGCGGGGGGACACCUAGAGGGAUAACAAAAGAGAAUACUUGUUUUUUAGGCAUUUAAAUCUAAAUCUGAAAUCUACUUUUUUGUAACGAGCAGUAAAGGUUGUAAAGCACCCUAAAGGGGGGGAAAGCUGUUGCUCUUGUUUUGUAUGUGGUAGAGACUGCUUUUAAAUCAUCAUUUUUGAGAUGAACGCAAGCGAUGUAAAUACGUAUUUAAGACAAAGCACAGCAGUGUCCCAAUGGUUCUGGUAAACUCCCACAUCAUAGACUGUAGAGCACCGUGUGAGUUGGGGUGAAUUCAGCCCAGCAAGCAACUUAAACCAGAAAGUAGCUUUUUCCUCCCCCAUCGUACGGAACAGAUCACCUGCUUAAUUGUUUUUUCUUUCCUUUUUAAAUGUAUCUACAAAGAUGCAUUUUGGAAUCAUCUGGGGGUAAAGGAGGUGGUCGUUCUUGUUUGCAGAUGCACGGGUGCCAUUUGUAACCAUGGGAAGGGAUGCUGCCCCUGGUUUUGGAAGGAGAAGCUGGAAGUUGGGGGCUGAGCACAGCCCUGCUCCUUGCUGCCCAUGGUGGUGAUAGUGGGUCACUCUGCCAUUGCAGCCAAGUGCUUGGCCAUGUUCCUCCUGCAUUGAAAUCCAUUCCAGAGCUCAGCGGUGAUGUUUCAGACGUGUUUGGAGCCCUAAUGCUCAUUGCUGUUGCUUUCUGAGGACUUCAAAUGGGGCUGUUUGGGGCUCCCAAACUCCAGCUGAACUUGUAAAUACCUUUUGCAAUGACACUGGUGCCAUUGAGCUGAAUACCUGUGGUACCAAGUGCCCUUUCUUUCCCCUCGUGUUUUAUAGCCGCCUCUUUUGGAUUACCUCCCCUCUCCCUUCUGCUUUGAAAUAUUUUACUCGGGAGGGGAAUAUUUUUGCACAGAAACACUAUUUCGGGUGCAAAGUCUCUUUAUAGCGAGGAAGAUGGAUUGGUAAGGGUGAUUUUCUUUCAGGUUGAACCAGAGGAACAGAGCAGGGAAGGCAUCUUUGACAAACACAAUAGAAGCACACAGGAGAGGCUGCUGCGGCCAACAGGCCGGGCUGUCAGCAGCCAGGAUCAGGAGGUGGUGACACUUGGGCUGGAUUUCUUCUUUGAUUUCUUCUCCUAGGAGGCUGCAGGUGAUACGAGCUCCCCAGAAGAGCCAGGCGUGGGGCACUGCCCAUGGGCUUACAGGUGCAGGUGGUGAGCAGGGGAGAGAAUGUCCUCCCAUGGCUUCACUGCUUUAUAUCCUCUUCCCAAAACAACAUCCCCAGAAGCAGUCUCUCCUCGCAGGACCCCACUAGAAAGAAUGAGCACCUUAAUUUCUCCUCAGGGGCUUUAAGGAGUUUCCUAUGCAACACAGCGUAGCACAGAAAGAGGGUCUGCCGGCACCUGAGCCUGUGAUGCGUUUGCUUUCUCUUUACAACAGCAGGGCACUCUAAGAGCAUGUUUUCCUCACACCAAGCAAAAACAAAUCUCCAAUGCAAUAAGAAGCAGCUCCUGCAAGAGAGAUCCAGCGUGUGCCAGCACAGCAUUGGCCGGGCUGUUCCUCAUGGGCAGUUGUUUUACUCUCUGGUGACUCCAAGAUGGGCAUGUCCCUAAAGAAUUUCAGCUUCUAUGUUUUCUCCCCCCCCCCCCCCCCCCCCCAAUUGGUUUUUCUAACUACCUCAGGUACUUUAUACCCAGCUUAACAUUUCAACAGCAGCACGAAGCUUGCUGUGCUCAUCUCCCCUUCUGCUGUGAGCCAUGGCAAAACACUCAGCCCAUGUCAGGGCAACCUCUGUGUUGCUUUGUGUCCCUCCCUUGGUCUGAAAUCCCAGCUCUCCUCACCUGCUGGGGUUGGGCUACGUCCUUCAGAUGCCUUUUGCCUGCUGUAUGUUGAGCCCUUCUGGAGCUGCACCUGGGCUUUGCAUCAUUACCACGGUUGGUGCAGUUAUUGUACUUACAUUUAAUGUUCAUUUUUAAAAAAAUUAAUAAUAAUAAUGAUUUUUUUUUUUUUUUCCAGAAAAAUAUUACUAUUAAAGCUGUUGCUAUUGCAGUGCUA